Molecule: messenger RNA, 2250 nt
Organism: Caenorhabditis sp. 36 PRJEB53466
Lineage: Eukaryota; Metazoa; Nematoda; Chromadorea; Rhabditida; Rhabditidae
Source: the annotation of a GenBank genome assembly
AUGGAAAGUGCGAUCAAAUGUCGAAAGUCGGUUCCGAAUGCAAUUCUCAAAAAACCGUUUAGAAUAUUGAAUUACAGAGAGCGAAAUUCGGAAGGCGGAACUAACCGAGUGAAGCCGACUCCUACAUCAUCCUCUGAGGUAACAUCCGUUCGUGGUGCGUCCUCCGUGCUUGGAAAUUGUUCCUGGCUGUUCGGACAGCUCCGUUCGUAACUCAAGUGCGUGAAGAUCGCCAAAAAGCAGAAGGUUCCCAGGACUCAAAGAGGCGCUGCCAGAAAGACUCAAGAAGAAGAUUACGCCAAGUUGCCGAGUGUUCGAAGCUCUUGGAGGUCACGCAGGAAAAAUUGGCCGUAGGGGUAAGCUGACUCGUCAGAACAACACUGGCUCGUCCUGCAGUUUAGCGUGAGUUUGAUGAGCACAACAAACGUGCUCGAGAUCCAAUAGAAGAAAAACAACAACAGAGAUCUCGAAGUGGCCGACUAAUAAGAUCAGAUGCGUAGAAAACCCACCAAGCAGGGCUGGGCAAUUGGCCGGCCCGGGCUUUUCGUUGGCCGGCCCUUGACCCGGACUUUUGAACCACUUGCAAUAUUCCAAUCGGACCUAAACUUUGCAGGCUUCUUGGACUUGGAUUGAAGCAUAUUGGGACCAAGUUUCAGCCCGACCGGAUUAUUUGGUCCCGAGAAAUGUGGAUCAUUGGCCGGAAGCCCGGGCAGAAGUCUUCUCGGACAUGAGGCCACAUCUCCAUGAGCAGCUUUACUUCAAUGUGCCAAUUUAGGAGAACUGGUUCCUGGCUCAGGCCGAACUUCUCAUUGAUAGUGAGCACCUUUUGUGUUUGUGCUGACGCUUAAAAAUUUGCGCUUUCAGGAAUCGAUGAUUCUGAGGAGUUCGAACGAGGCGUUCGGCAUUCUAUUGGCCGCUACAGAAAAUUGAGAAACCCCUUCGUGAAAACAAGCAGGACGGUCAGCAGAAUUCCAAGACAGCUUGCGCCAUAUCCAGAAUCAACACUAAUACGUUUUCGAAGACUUAAUUCUGGCCAAGAGUUAACGUUGGGGCACAAAUGGAUCUCAAAGAGAAAAAACGUCGAGCAGGUAAACUGACCUAUUGGAGUCAUGUCUGAGGGUCUCGACAUCGUUUUCAACUGUUUCGUCAAGAAGUGUCUCAAACAAACAAUUUUUAGUGAGUUGUUUUCGAAUAAUUAACUAGGCAAUAGAACGAAAUCAAAAAGACUAAUCUGAUUGUUUUAUAGACCAAAGGGCCAAACGGAGUCAAGUAGCCUACUCCUCCAUCAUCCCUCAUUGGAACAUCCGUUCGCGUCCUCCGUACCUGGGAUUGGUUCUUGCUCUUCUGUCCGGAAGAUUGCCGGAAAGCAGAAGAUUAUCGGGGCCACGACCAAGAUAACCGAGACUGGCAGAACUCCUUAACAAAAGACAAGCACACCAAGUUGUCUAUCAAGAAAGCUAAGCUCUUGGAGGUUCUCGAGCUCCUUCAGGGAGGAUUGAGGUGGGCACUAUUGAAGAGAAGGUGAUCCGCCUUAACAGCGCCCGCAAGGAUGUUGGGAAUCCCGGUGACCGUCUUCUGGAGCACGAGGUAAAAAACGCCAAUCUCUGCUCAUCGGAAAGAUCAACAAUGCAAAGACGCGCGCGAGAAGAGCAACCAUCAACUCGUCGAUGGUUUUCAGGUUGAGAAGGCCAAGCAGGACCAGGUCAACAGAUUCCAGCAUCAAACUCCAGGAAAAGUGGGAAGAGAGAAGAGUAGUACGGAACCCUCGUCUCACAUGAUAUCGAACACUGUGAGUUGAAUAUUUCUUCGGAAGGAAUCAUUACAAUAUGCCGUUUUCAGAUCUUCUCGAGCUGUUUCCCGUCAUUCGUGAAAGGCAAGGAUUCGUUGAUGAUUAAGAAGCAGAUCGGAAUCAUCUCGAUGUUCGAAGAAGUCGUCCUGAAGACUGCUGACCUGAUCCUUCCCCAGAAGCUCAUCGAACACCAUUCUGACAAGCACCGAACUUCGAGAAGCCUUUCGAAACGAAUCAUUGCAAUUUGGGACGUCAGACGAUUUGGUCCGCUAAAAAGACCAAAUCUUUGACGUCCCAAAGUCCUGCGCAGGAUCUUUCCUCCAGACUCUCAACAGCUAAGAGGAACUGACCGGAUAGUUUAGAGGUUUUUCAUCGCCGAAGGUGUCGUCCAAAUCGAAGACUUGAGAGAUGAGCAACUCAACCAGAUCAUCACUGAUUUCCAUUCAGCCAAAAAGGUGGUGUAG